CAUGCCCUUUUGAAACAAAUAGACGUGGCAACGACGUACUUAUAAUUUAUGUUCCUCGAUCCAGAGUAUAUUUAUAUGGAGGUGUGGUGAACAUUUGGAUAGACAUUCUCUCGUCUCUCCCUCUCCAUGCAAAUCGAAUUUUGUGAAGGAUGGGAUGGCGAGUGGAGAAGCUCCCGCAUCCAGCAGCGUUUCUGAGAGAACCGUUUCACGUCUUGUCUACCACGCUCCUCGCUCUUCUCCUUCCUCUCUCGUUCCUUCUCGUGUCGAGACUCCUUCGUGCCAGCUUCUUCUUCAGCUUUGCCCCUGCGGAUCACGCCCUCGAGCCAAUCUCUUUGCUCUUCUCUCUUUUCUUUGACGCCAACCCGACUCUCCUCCUUGCCCUUCUCUGCACCCUCAGCAUUGCCACUCUUGUUCAUUGCUUCACGGGUUAUGUCGAUGUCUUCGGCAGGUCAACCAGCUCGGUCUGCUGGCCCUGCCUUUACAUGGCCUGGGUCUUGCUCUGCGCAUCUCAGAUUUGCAUUCUUUUAGGUAUCAAGGGGAGCUUAGUUCCUGGAGCAGUCAACAGCUCGAGCUUUAGCUUUGAGCCGAAUUCGUUCAGUACGGCCCUUUUCUUUAUAGGAUUGCAUGAGACCAUGGCCAAUUGGUGCAGGGUGGUGGUGAAGCCGGUGGUGGACGACACAGUUCUUGGGUUCCCUAGGGAGGAGAGGUGGACUGAGAGGGCGGCAGCAGCCGUAAGCUUUGGUGGCCUGUGGUGGUGGAGGCUGAGGGAGGAGCUCGAGUCGCUGGUGGUGGUUCCUGAGGUGAAGAGGGAGCUUCUGAUGGGAAUUGGAGCGGCUGACUUUGUGGCUUGGCGGUUGUAUUACCUGACUGUGACUAUUGGGUUGGUCAAAAUUGUCAAGGGCUUCAUGUGGCUUGGACUGACUCUUUCCAGAAGAUUCACAGGGAACGCUGGCGACGACAGCAUAUACUUUCCAGGACCUGGACCCGGACCCAGUUCGUAUGGAGUGGAUAAGCAUCAAUGGCCGGUUCAGCUCAAUCAUUCUUCGACUCCACUUGAUCAAAUCAUCCGAAUAGAUGUAUUGUAGUCACGGUGAUCUUUCCCCCUCCCGACCUCGUGCGAUUCUUAAGGCAAUGUCCAAAACUGAACAUAUCCAUCCAAUUUUCUUGC
Eucalyptus grandis is the source of this 1168-nucleotide messenger RNA. RefSeq lists its product as uncharacterized. The record is from RefSeq and is a predicted model, not a curated record. The transcript has a single exon. Bases 150 to 1085 code for a protein of 311 amino acids. NCBI's taxonomy places the organism in Eukaryota, Viridiplantae, Streptophyta, Magnoliopsida, Myrtales, Myrtaceae.